AUGCACACGUAAAAUUAAUUUUGCGUAGUUUUCGUCACAGACAUAUUAGGUUAUAAGCGGGACAUACAUUUUUCUCGACAGGAAUUAUUUCAGCUAUCGAGAUUAUUUGAUCUCAACAGACUUUGUUAGUCUAAAACAAGGUACAGUGAAGAGCGUACAAGAAUGGGUAAUACUAAUGCGGCGGCAGGUCAUAAUGCUUCAGGUAGGACUUUCCAGCAGCUCAAUCUAGAACAGCAAGAGCAAUAUAGUGGAGACUCAAGAGAGGGAUUAGUUAAGCAAUAUGGACAGCUUACAACUCAACUGCAUGAACUAAAACAAAUAUAUGACGAUAUUUAUUCUUCUGCCGUCCAGAGUGCUGCAACAGAAUAUUUAAGAAGCAAGAAUAACUUUUUUCUACGGCGAAAACAAAAGGUCAAAGCUAUCCUCAAAGGAAGUGUCGGGGAUGCAGUUAUGGACAAAUUCCUACAGCCGACCAAUGAAUGCUCUCGCAAUGGGAACAUGCGUGCGGGAGGAUUAUUAGCAGCCGCCAGACAAUUUGCAGAAGCUGCCGAUAAAGUGCGAGUCUUUUCAGAUAGACAAAGAGAAGUUGAGCACCUAACCACAGAGCAAUUAAAACGAGAAAUCAGACAAAAAGACAGAGAAAUAAAGCUUAUAAAGAGGAAAUUAGAAGAAUUGCACAAUGAAUUGAUGUCUCUCAAAGAAAGAUAUGAAGAAACUAAGCAGAUACCGAAGUUCAGGCGGUAUUCUGCAAGGAAAGAAAUUUUGAAAUCUUUCAUUAAACAAAACACUACCGCUUCUCCAGAAUCGCCGGUGCCAGUAUCUGGAGUUUGAAAAUUGGUGACACUCGCAUCAAUUACAGCAUAAAAUACUACAUGUUGUAUUCAAUAAAAAUAUUUUUCUGUGUCUCAUUUAAUAAUGACAAUGAUAAAGGGUUGUCGUAAACAUUA
Molecule: messenger RNA, 947 nt
Organism: Mercenaria mercenaria
Lineage: Eukaryota; Metazoa; Mollusca; Bivalvia; Venerida; Veneridae
Exons: 5
Coding region: 163-831 (222 amino acids)
Source: RefSeq, a predicted model, not a curated record